This is a messenger RNA of Camelina sativa (false flax), 957 nucleotides long. Its product is annotated as U11/U12 small nuclear ribonucleoprotein 25 kDa protein. Gene Ontology annotation, biological process: mRNA splicing, via spliceosome. The record is from RefSeq and is a predicted model, not a curated record. Lineage: Eukaryota; Viridiplantae; Streptophyta; Magnoliopsida; Brassicales; Brassicaceae.
AAAACCCUAAAAAAAAAAAACAUAACGGAAUGGAGAAGGGCGAUAGUGUUGUUGGAGAUUACGACGUCAAGACGAAGAAGAGAGAGAAGCUUAAAUCGGUUCUGUCUCGUCUCCUUGCCGAUCCGAUUCUCGCCGACGUUCCGAGGAACCCAACACUUUUCGAUGUCGUCACUCUUGUCAGUCUGGAAAAGGGAAGCGCUAUGCGUCUCUCCGUCGUCAAGCUCGACGGCUCCUCACUGGAUGUAGCCGUCAUGAAUUCAGCUACUUUGAAAGAUCUGAAGCUUUUGAUCAAGAAGAAAGUUAACGAAAUGGAGCAAGCAAACAUGGGUCAUCGCCACAUUUCUUGGAAGCAUGUAUGGUCAAACUUUUGUCUUUCGUACAAUAAUGAGAAGCUGCUUGACGAUAAUGCUCUUCUUCAAGAUGUCGGAGUCCGGAACAAUUCUCAGGUGACCUUCAUGCCAUAUGUGAUGAAGAAGGGUCGAGGGAGACACUCCAAGAGGAAGAAGCAUCGUCUUUUUCGUUCACUCCACUAGACUUCUUGAACCACCCUUUUUUUAUAUGUUGGCUGGUGGAGUAGACAUACUGUAUAUAGUCGUCGUCUCAGCACAAUUGAGAUCAAAACCAACAUAUUCUGUGGUUAAUCUCACCUUACUCACCAGCAUCACAAUACGCAGCAAUCAACUAGUGGCAACAAAGACGCUGAUCUUGAGAACCUUACAUGGUGUAGUGAUACCAUCAACACAUGAGGGACCCGAUCUUUAUUAGAGUUGAUUUAGGAACUCCCUCUGGUUCAGUGUUUAACUCUGUGUAACUAAUCGUUGUGGUUAAGUUGUAAUUGUUGGUGGCAANAAAAAAAAAAAAAAAAAAAAAAAAAAAAGAAGGUGCUAUGUUUUCGUUAUUAAUAAAACAGGAACCUGACAGUAGAUUCAACAUUCAAUGCUACUAUAAUUUUAUUUC